Molecule: messenger RNA, 825 nt
Organism: Akanthomyces muscarius
Lineage: Eukaryota; Fungi; Ascomycota; Sordariomycetes; Hypocreales; Cordycipitaceae
Exons: 4
Coding region: 1-825 (274 amino acids)
Source: RefSeq, a predicted model, not a curated record
AUGAUGCAAAAGGACAAAAUGGGCGAACGUGGACAAACGAACGAGACGAGCGGCCCCGCAGAUUGGCUGCGAACGCCUGCAAGGCAGGCGGGCAUCUGCUACCUACCUAGUUACUUUGUGCCUGGUGACCAGCCUCUGUCAGCCGGUGAGCCAACGGGCCUCCUCAUCCUCUCUUUUCUCCAUCCACAACACGGAUUGCACGGAUCCCUUCAUCACGCCAGUCGUCUCAACCACACCUACCACAACGCUGAUGAGGAUCACAUCAGCCAGCUUCCCUCCGCCCCGCUGCGUCUAUUGGUCCGUAUCCGCCUCGUCGUAGAAAGCCUGGGUGCGCCAUCAUCAGCCAAAGCCAAGACUCACCACGGCACCGCUGUCGAUAGAUGGUCCUUUCCGCCCACGGUGGGCCGCCGCAAGGGUAAACAUGGAUGGUCAAACAUACCAAUCAAUUGCUCAACAAGAACAGAGUUUCUGCGGCCCCCGGAUGGGAUGCCCAUGCCAGGAUGCGCCAAGUUGAGUUCUAGCCCACACCUCCAUGGUCCCAAUGGCCCAACUCUUCAACCUACCAUGACCAGGGGCCGCCAACUCCCGCUAGCCCACACCCUCUUGCAGCCCACCCAUAGCCACGUUUCCGGGACCAUGGGCGGGCUUAGGGCCUCUUUGGGAUAUCCUUUUAUUUCCCCAUCCCGUACCGCGCCCUGGGAAUUCUCCCCGUCCCAUGGCAAGGCUGCCCGCGCAAGCCUCAGCUCCUCCCCGUCGCCUCUUGGCUUGCCCAGGGCGAAACUAUACAAGAACCGCCUUGCCUGGGCCUUUCGUCACGGACCAUAG